AUGUUCAACAGCAGUGACAUGAGAAUGAAACCCUUUGUGAUCCUGGGAUUUCCUGGACUUUCACCACCGUAUUAUGGACCUGUUUCAGCUCUGCUUUUUUUCAUCUUUUUUGCACUUGUUUUUGGAAAUCUUUUUAUUUUAGUCUUUGUUAUGAGCGAGAGGUCUCUUCAAAAACCAACAUAUCUUGUGUUCUGUCACCUGGCACUUAAUGAUUUAACAUUUGGCACAGUGACACUGCCAAAGAUCAUAUCUAAAUACUGGUUUAAUGACAGCACCAUUUCAUUUUAUGGAUGUUUUGUGCAGAUGUUCUUUGUUCAUUAUAUAGGAGCUGCACAUUCCUUCAUUUUAAUGGUAAUGGCUUUUGAUCGACUUAUUGCAAUCUGCAUUCCACUGCGAUAUCCUGCUCUCAUCACGAACACAGUCAUCUCUGUGCUCUGUGGGUGUUCUUGGUUCAUACCAGUGUCACUUAUCUUAACUAUUGUGCUGCAAGCCCUGAAUUUACCUUACUGUAAAUCAAAUGUCAUCAUUCAGGGCUACUGUGACCAUUUUUCUAUCAUAACCCAGGCAUGUGGCAAGGAUGUAAUAGUUGCACAGAUCACAGCAUUCUGUAUUGCUAUGUUUUGUCUUUUGCUUCCUCUUGCAUUCAUCUUGUUUUCAUAUGUUUCCAUCAUUGUGGCCAUUUUGAAAAUUUCUAAUUCUGCAGGAUGCAAGAGAACUUUAUCCACUUGCACUCCACAGAUAUUCAUCACCUGCUUGUUUUAUCUACCCAGGUGUUUUGUUUAUGUGGCUAAUACUGUAGGAUUUUCUUUCAGUUUGGACAUUCGUAUUUUACUCAUUUUGCUGUACAGUCUUCUUCCUGCCGCUGUUAAUCCGAUCAUAUAUUGUUUCAAGACACAGGAUAUCAAAAAAAUGAUGGUGAAGAGGCUGACAAAAGCUAAAGUUGUAAGAGUAAUUAAAAUGUCAUUUUAA
Messenger RNA from Thalassophryne amazonica, 969 nucleotides. Its product is annotated as olfactory receptor 52E8-like. NCBI's taxonomy places the organism in Eukaryota, Metazoa, Chordata, Actinopteri, Batrachoidiformes, Batrachoididae. Gene Ontology annotation, cellular component: membrane. The record is from RefSeq and is a predicted model, not a curated record. Gene Ontology annotation, biological process: G protein-coupled receptor signaling pathway. Gene Ontology annotation, molecular function: olfactory receptor activity; G protein-coupled receptor activity. The transcript has a single exon. The coding region runs from base 1 to 969 and encodes 322 amino acids.